Molecule: messenger RNA, 1208 nt
Organism: Cajanus cajan (pigeon pea)
Lineage: Eukaryota; Viridiplantae; Streptophyta; Magnoliopsida; Fabales; Fabaceae
Product: protein RETICULATA-RELATED 3, chloroplastic
Source: RefSeq, a predicted model, not a curated record
CCCCCCCCCCCCCCCCCCCCACUCUUCACUUUCUUCGCGCACCACUUGUUUCCCCACCAUCUAUCUUCUCCUCUUCACUCUUCAAACGCUUCAAUUCAACACUGCAAUGGCAGCAGCACAAGCCAUGGCUCACCUCCGAUUCUCACCCCUCUCCUCCCACCGCCAUUUCCAUCCUCACCAUCGCACCCCUUCUUUCCCCUCGCCACGUCACCCUCGCACCCAAAGGCUACGCCUUUCCCUCUCCGGUGGAGACUCCGGCGCCGGGGCCGGCCGAGGAAGCGGAGGCGGCGGAGGAGGCUUCGACUCCGGCUCCGACCCCGGCGGCGCGGCGUUCAGCGUGGUUGGCAUGGUCGUGAACGGAUGGAGAUCUCGUGUGGCGGCGGACCCACAAUUCCCAUUCAAAGUCCUGAUGGAGGAGUUGGUCGGCGUGAGCGCCGCCGUGGCUGGCGACAUGGCGACGCGCCCCAACUUCGGCCUCAACGAACUGGACUUCGUGUUCUCAACGCUGGUGGUGGGUUCCAUUCUCAACUUCAUCCUCAUGUAUCUCUUGGCGCCCACCUUGUCCUCUUCUUCAACGCUGCCCUCGCUAUUCGCCACGUGUCCCAGCAGCCACAUGUUCGAACCGGGUCCGUACGGCGUCCUCGACCGGUUCGGGACUCUGCUGUACAAGGGCGGCCUGUUCGCGCUUGUUGGGCUGGGAGCUGGGCUUGUGGGGACCGUCAUUUCGAAUGGACUGGUCGCGGUCAGGAAGAGGGUGGACCCCACGUUCCAGAGCCCCAACAAGGCUCCACCCACGCUUCUCAACGCUCUCACUUGGGCCGCGCACAUGGGUGUGAGUAGCAACCUCAGGUACCAGACGCUGAACGGAGUGGAGUUUGUUUUGGAGAAGCUUGUGCCUCCUUUCGUGUUUAAGUCCUCUGUGUUGCUGCUUAGACUGCUCAAUAACGUCCUUGGAGGGAUGACGUUUGUCAUGUUGGCCAGGCUCACUGGCUCUCAGGCUGUCGCGGGUGCCCACCCCAAAAAGGAUCAAUGAGUAUGAGUCAGAGGCUUUUUUUUUCCCCAUGUUUUUUCUCUAGUUUAGUUGUUCUUAACUUUGGCUGCUGCAUCAAAAUCUGCCACUGCGAAUCGUCUUAGCUUCAAACUUCAAACAACAAUAACAUGCAGGGUUUACAUAAAGUAAAAAUGGGGCUAAAUAAUUUUUAAUUUAA